This is a messenger RNA of Emiliania huxleyi CCMP1516, 1169 nucleotides long. RefSeq lists its product as hypothetical. Bases 174 to 1169 code for a protein of 331 amino acids. The record is from RefSeq and is a predicted model, not a curated record. Lineage: Eukaryota; Haptophyta; Isochrysidales; Noelaerhabdaceae. The transcript has 6 exons.
AGGAGAGCGGCGACGAGUGGCGGUCGCGGCUCGAGGAGGAGCGGCUCGCGGGCAGGGACCGGCUGCUGAACGCGGAGCAGGAGGCGCUCGCCUCCAGGCAGGCGGCGGCGCGGCUCGAGGCGGAGCGUGACGAACUCGCCUCGCGACUCGACGCGGUGCAGAAGGAGCUCCUCAUGAAGACGGAGCACUCGACCGCCGUCCAGUCCAAGGCGCGUUCCGCCCUGAGCAGCGCGUCGGAGCACGAGGCGAUCGUCGCGCGGCUCGAGGCGAAGCUGCGCCAGUCCGAGGCCGAGUACCGGUCGGCCCGCUCCGUGCGCGCAUCGCUCGAGGCGGAGCUCUCCGCCGCGCGGCAGCAGCUCGCAAAAGGGCGCGAGGCGGAGGCCGAGGCGGCGCGGCGGCGGGGGGAAGAGCGCGACCAGGCCGAGGCGGCGCUGGCGGAGGCGCGCGGCGAGGCGGAGGCGUUGCGGCGGGCGGCGGGCGCGGCGGAGAGCGCGCGCGCGGAGCUGCAGUCGAAGCUCGACGCGGCGACCCGCCGGCGCGACGACGACGCCGCGGCGCACAGGGGUGCGCUGCAGCAGCGGGAGCGGCGCGUCGCAGAGCUCGAGGGCCAGCUCGAUACGGGGAAGCCGUCCGAGGCUGCGAUGUUCAACAUUGCGCGCGACCAGGCCAAGCGCGACGCCGAGGCGGACAAGCUGCGCGCGCAGCUCGCCUCGCUGCGCAAGAUGCUCAAGGAGUCGCACCGCGUGCUCUCGCACCUGAUGAAGCAAGAAAGAAGAGGCGGCGCACCACAGGCGGAGCUGGCCGUCACGCGACGCGACCUCGAGCGGCAGCAGGGCCUCAACGCCGUCUACCUCAAGAACGAGCACAUCCGCCUCGCAAGGGUGCUGGGCACGGUGCUCUCCUUCUCGCCCGAGGAAACGGCCAAGGUGGAGGCGCGGAUCGCAGAGUAUUCGGAGUCGUGGUGGGGCGGCCCCGCGAGCCUGCUGCGCGACUCGCAAGCCGACGGCUACGCCGGCCUCACGGGCAGUCUCACCGAGACCAUCACGGCGCUGCCCACCGCACUCAGCUCGUGGUUCUGGGGCGGCGGCACCGCCGCGCCCGCAGCAACAUCGUCGAGCUCGUCGGCGCGGCCAGCCCUCGCCUCCCUUACUACGCCCGGCCGACCGUGA